GCUGGCCGGGCACCUGAGGGCGGAUCCCAAGAGCCUGGGGUCUCGGAGGUGAAAUAGGCUGCGCCCACGGGCUAGUUUAGCUACAGGAGUGGCAGGAUAUUUUACUUUCUAUAAAGAACAUGGUGAAACUAAUUCAUACAAUAGCCGAUCAUGGUGAUGAUGUCAACUGCUGUGCCUUCUCCUCUUCCCUCUUGGCAACUUGCUCCUUGGACAAAACAGUUCGCCUGUACUCCCUAAGUGACUUUAUCGAACUGCCACACUCUCCAUUGAAAUUUCACACCUAUGCUGUCCACUGGUGCUGUUUCUCCCCUUCAGGACAUAUUUUGGCUUCAUGUUCAACAGAUGGUACCACAGUCCUGUGGAAUCCUCAAAAUGGACAGAUGUUGGCAGUGAUGGAACAGCCCAGUGGUAGCCCGGUGAGGGUUUGCCAGUUUUCCCCAGAUUCCACGUGUGUGGUUUCAGGGGCAGCUGAUGGAACUGUUGUCUUGUGGAAUGCACAGUCACACAAGUUGUAUAGAUGUGGUAGUGUUAAAGAUGGUUCCUUGGUAGCCUGUGCAUUUUCCCCUGAUGGAAAUUUCUUUGUCACUGGCUCCUCAUGUGGAGAUUUAACAGUGUGGGAUGAUAAAAUGAGGUGUCUGCAUAGUGAAAAAGCACAUGAUCUUGGAAUUACCUGCUGUGAUAUUUCUUCACAACCAUUUUCUGAUGGAGAACAAGGCCUUCACUUUUUUAGAUUGGCAUCGUGUGGUCAAGAUUGCCAGAUCAAAAUUUGGGUUGUUUCUUUUACCCAUAGGCUAGGUUUUGAAUUAAAGUAUAAAAGUACACUGAGUGGACACUGUGCUCCUGUUCUGGCUUGUGCUUUUUCUCAUAAUGGACAGAUGCUAGUCUCCGGAUCAGUGGAUAAGUCUGUCAUAGUGUAUGAUAUUAAUACUGAAAAUAUACUUCACAUAUUGACUCAGCACACCAGGUACGUCACAACUUGUGCUUUUGCACCAAAUAGCCAUUUACUUGCUACUGGUUCAAUGGACAAAACAGUGAACAUUUGGCAGUUUGACCUGGAAACACUUGCCCAAGCAAGGAGCACAGAGUAUCAACCAAAGCAAUUUAUCGAAGCUUGGUCAGAGGAUGAUGUGUCAACUUGGCUUUGUGCACAAGGUUUAAAAGAUCUUGUCGAUAUUUUCAAAGUGAAUAACAUUGAUGGAAGAGAACUGCUGAAUCUUACCAAAGAGAGUCUGGCAGAUGAUUUGAAAAUUGAAUCUCUAGGCCUGCGCAGUAAAGUUCUGAGGAAAAUUGAGGAGCUUAGGACAGAGGUGAAAUCCCUUUCUUCUGGAAUUCCUGAUGAAUUUAUAUGUCCAAUAACUAGGGAGCUUAUGAAAGAUCCUGUCAUUGCAUCAGAUGGCUACUCAUAUGAAAGGGAAGCAAUGGAAAAUUGGAUCAGCAAAAAGAAACGAACAAGUCCCAUGACAAAUCUUGUUCUUUCUUCAAUGGUACUUACACCAAAUAGGACUCUGAAAAUGGCUAUCAAUUGAUGGUUAGAAAUGCAUCAAAAAUAAAUUUCUAUUCUAUUGUAUUAUCUACAUUUUUAUUGAUUUUCCUUUGGAUGAUUUAAAGGUCAAUACUAACCAGGAAUUAUUGAAAGGUAAACCUUUAAAGUUAUUACUUUCAUUCCUUAAAAACAUAUGGUCUAAUCAUUCAUCUAAUUACUUUUCAUUGUCUUUUUGUA
This is a messenger RNA of Condylura cristata (star-nosed mole), 1720 nucleotides long. RefSeq names its product WD repeat, sterile alpha motif and U-box domain containing 1 (gene WDSUB1). The coding region runs from base 120 to 1526 and encodes 468 amino acids. The record is from RefSeq and is a predicted model, not a curated record. The transcript is spliced from 11 exons. NCBI's taxonomy places the organism in Eukaryota, Metazoa, Chordata, Mammalia, Eulipotyphla, Talpidae. Gene Ontology annotation, biological process: protein ubiquitination. Gene Ontology annotation, molecular function: ubiquitin-protein transferase activity; protein binding.